Messenger RNA from Electrophorus electricus (electric eel), 2306 nucleotides. RefSeq lists its product as uncharacterized. NCBI's taxonomy places the organism in Eukaryota, Metazoa, Chordata, Actinopteri, Gymnotiformes, Gymnotidae. The record is from RefSeq and is a predicted model, not a curated record. Gene Ontology annotation, molecular function: calcium ion binding.
GCGCCUCCUCACGCGCGACGGCAGAGCCAUGCAACACAGCUGCAGGGGAUGCAUCAGCGUGCAAAGGGGAUCGGAUGCAUCAGCGCGCAAAGGUUUAGCCUGUCCCGCGCGCGCGAGGGGCACUAACACCGAGGCGACCGGCUUGACAACGUUUAGGGGUAUAACGCAUAAUUAGUUCCCAGGUUUCCAAAAUGCUCCUGUAAAAACAACGACCAUGUAAGUUUACGUCUGUCCUUUUCCUCGGAGUGAUUGCAGACGUUUUCUGGUGGCCGCGACGCGAGGGACAUGACUCGGCUUCACCUCGCGGCGGUCUUAACACUUGCUGUCUUCGGCUCCGUGGUUCUUCGCGCGAGCGGUGGCAGUGCAGUGAACGCACGGGAUGGAGUUGACAUCAGCAGAGAGGAAUGCCCAGAUAAUAACAUCGUAACAGUGGAGUAUGCCUGUACCAGAGCUGGAGGCCAGGCCGGCACAUGUCUCAGGAGGAAAUGCUGUAAAGGAUUCAGGUUGGUGAUGGGACAGUGCAUACCAGAAAGUGUAGAUGUGUGUGCUGGCUCUCCCUGCGAACAGCAGUGUACAGAUAACUUUGGCCGGGUGGUAUGCACCUGUUACCAUGGCUACCGCUUCGAUCGGGAGAGACACCGCCAGCACCUGCACCCAUAUUGCUUAGAUGUGGAUGAAUGUGAGGAGUCGAAUGGCACGGUGUGCGAGCAUGCCUGUGAAAACACACCUGGCAGUUUCCGCUGCCUUUGCAGUACUGGAUACACACUGACUCCAGACCAGCGCUCCUGUGUACCUGCACACAACCUCUCUCUCUCAGGCUCUGCAGGUCAGUCUGAAACUGCUGGUUCCUGCUCUCUCACCUGCCAGGACAUCAUGGACAUGAGAACCAGCCUUCAACAGCUCAAACUCCGGCUCGGACUCGGCCACUCACCUGGACAGGUGCUGCCCCCUGGCUUGGACAACAGCAGUGAAAAACCACUUCCUGGUAGGGUGGGUAAAAGUUCCGAUAGCCACAACCCCCUGGGUCCCCCAGGGGCACCUGGACCCCCAGGCCUGCCUGGACAUCCAGGGCCUUCAGGACAGAAGGGGGAGCCAGGAGCCAGGGGCCAGCCAGGCACCCAGGGCCCCCGCGGGAACAUGGGCCCUAUAGGCCCCCAGCCAGACCUGGAGCACAUCAAGCGGGGACGCAGAGGCCCUGUGGGACCACCGGGAGCACCUGGAAAAGAUGGCUUUAAGGGAGACAGAGGUCCUCCUGGACCCAGGGGCCCCCCAGGACCCCCUGGUUCGUUUGACUUCCUGUUACUAAUGAUGGCGGACAUCCGUCAGGACAUCACCGAGCUGCAAGAGAAGGUUUUUGGUAAAAGGCAGGACCUGUCCCUGGACACACCCCCACACUCCUCAGAGGAGCCAGAGCGUGACGGCUGGGGCUCAGGACAAGUCGACAUGUAAUGUGUGACUACUCUGGAGGUGUGUCACAUGACCUGUCAGUCAACAGCAAAGGGGGGGGCGCCCAUCAACUAUUGAGGUCCUGAAAACUGAACUUUGUCCUGAUAAAAAGUUUGGACCUGAUAUGAUAACGAAAAUCUGGACUUGAAAUCAAGCCAUCGAAACAUAAAAGGGAGGCAAGAUCUGGUCUGUGGACGAACUGUAGAUGGCGCUAGAGAGGAUGACGGAGAGAAAGUAAGAAGGCAGAAAAAUGACUGUUAAUCUCAAACCACUGUAAACAUUUCCUGUUCCUUUGUAACAUAUGUGUCACAUGAACUGUGUGCAUUCAUGUAUGUGCGUUAUGUAUAUAUGCGUUUUUAAAGUGACAGGAGAGUGACAUGUUGGCUUUGGAGUAAAGAGGCUUCUCAGAGCUCACUUGGCAGGGUAUGAGGCUACAACAGUAUGCGUGUGUGUGUGUGUGUGUGUGUGUGUGUGUGUGUGUGUGUGUGUGUGUGUGUGUGUGUGUGUGCGCGUGUGCUUGCACUUUGUGUAGCAUGGGCCAUCCCAUAGUAAUUUGUCCAUAAUAAGUAUGGCUGUUUUAUUGUGAGUUCAGAACAUCUGCUGAACCUUGCAUAAUGUUGACCUAUCAUGGUGCAUCAAAAAGUUAGUGGCCAUAAAAGAUUCAUCCUUAAACUACACCCAUAGCAGCACUAUCUUCCUCAUUUGGUAGAGAAGGUUCUAGCAACACCAAAGUCAUGGGUUGUUUAGUCUCAGUGGCACUGUAUAGAGUAAUAUGAGCCAAGCUCAUGUAGAAAUACUGUUAAAUCAGUGAACAGUAACAAUGAUCUUCACCUUUACAUGUCUGUGUUUCAUGUUUUCUG